Anthostomella pinea is the source of this 708-nucleotide messenger RNA. The record is from the annotation of a GenBank genome assembly. Lineage: Eukaryota; Fungi; Ascomycota; Sordariomycetes; Xylariales; Xylariaceae.
AUGGCGGCAGCAACACCUGCCGCGCGUGACCGCGAUGGCCUCAAGAUCAUCAACGCGUCUCUCUUCCGCAUGGGUACAAAGUCCAUGGCGCAGGCCUAUCAACUCCUGGGUUACAAGAUACAUCACGGCCUGCUCGAGAGCGAUGCCCUUUGGGGCCAGUACGAUGCGGUGACGGAUCUCGCCUCACCUUUUGCAUUGGAGUUGAUCAAGGCGUAUCCGGACGCCAAAGUCGUGGUUUUGCAGCUGGACUUCGACUCUUGGUGGCCCAGCUUUAGAUCGGCAAUCCGGGACACGGUCAUGAAGGAGCCCGUAUCCAGCAUCCAAGCUUUCAUCACGUCCCGGUUUCUUGGAAUACGUCCAGUGCAGGCUACGAAGAAGCUACUCUUCGGGUUCUUCAACGCUAAGACUAGGCUUGGGAUCGAUGAGGUCUGCGCACGAAAGGCAUACGAUGCCUACUUUCGAGAUAUACGCGAACUGGUACCGCCGGAACGGAGGCUCGAGUACAAGAUGGGCUCUGGGUGGGAGCCCCUAUGUGCUUUCCUAGGUGUGGACGUGCCGGACAGGAACUUUCCAAGGGAGAAUGACCGGGUCGCUCAAGCAUCGGAAGCACAGUCGAGGCAUAUGACGUUCUUGAUCAAUACCACCAAAGUCGCCGGGCCUUGGGUACUCGGGUUGUUCGCUAUCGGAGCCGCUUGGCUGUACAUCUAA